CUGAGGUGGCCGGUGGGAAUAGCGGCGGCGGAGCAGCGGCGGCGGCGGGAGAUAAGUGGCUGGUUGGAGAAGAAGUUAUGGAGUUUAGGGUUUCUAAUAUUGAUGAUAGUUAAAAAAGUAUAAACAUAUCCUUUAGUUUUUAUUUUAAAAUUAAUUUGAUUUUUAAAGUAUCAAUAUGUAGUGGUUAUAAAAAUAUAUUAAGUGUCAAUUUUGUGAAUGAAAUAAAUGCUAAGAACUAUUUUAAGCUUUUAACCAUCUAAAACCACCUAAAACCAUCUAAAACCGGAGAGUGCGUUCACUCUCUAAUGUGAGAGUGGGGAAGGGGGCAUUUGAUACGUUUUUGCAUAGUUGUGGGGUGAUUUGAUCCACUUUUACGAGGUUGGACGUAUUUGAUCUUUCGUGCCAACUUCAGGGGGGGUUUUUGAACCUUCACUCAAAUUUUAAAUAUCACUCUUUAUUUUUAAAAUACUCUUUAUUUUACAAAAGAUGCUCUUUAUUUUAAAGAAUACCAUUGGAGAUGCUUAAGUUCAAUACAUGCCAGUUGUUUAAAAUUUAAAAUUGAAACAUUCCAUGUGCACUAGACUAAUUUUUUUUUUUUUUAUGAAUACUAAAAAUAAUAGUAUUUACAAUCCAAGCAAUAAAGAGUUGACUCAGCCUUUUAAAAUAUGCCCAGAUUUGAUAGUUUUUAGCUCAAUUCAUAAUCUCUAUCUCUGUCUGAACCAGAAAAAUGGAGAUUUUAAUUCUUUUAUCAACUUUACUGUUGCUAUUCAGCUCUUUGUCGUGUUCCGACACUAACGAGAUUCUUGGAGAAUCUUCAGACGAUAUUAAAGCUAACCUGACGAAUGAUUACAAAAUCAAUUUCAAGAAUCUAAUGGAUUCACUAGCAACAAAUGCCCCUUCCAACAAUGGAUUCUACAAAGCCGAAUUCGGAAAAGAUUCCGACAAAAUUUACGGUCUUACACAAUGUAGAGCCGAUCUUUCUUCAGCAAACUGCGCGGCUUGCAUCAAGAACGCUACCGUAGACCGCGGCUACUAUACAGAUAGGAAGAGCGUAUCGAAAUGGUACAAAUGGUGCCAUCUUCGAUACUCAAACGAAAGAUUUUUCGGGAAAUAUGUUCCAUCUGCACAGGUGAUAGCCAACCGCACAAAUCUCGAAGAUUAUCGCUCACAUUCUAGUCCUCUGAAAUUUAUGAAUGAUCUUGUUUCGACAGCUCCGGAGCAGCCAUUUAUGUUUCAGACUCAGGUUUUGGAUGUCGGAAAAUACGGAAAGAGGUACGGACUGGCUCAGUGCACUCGAGAUUUAAGCAGAAAAGACUGUGGAAAAUGCUUUGAUAAUAAGUUGGAGUUGGUGAGUUCUGUAGAAGCGAUUGAUAAUCUUAAAGAAUGGCAGGCUUUUGGAUAUGGUUGUAUUGUGUGGUAUGGUGAUUCUCAAUUCUAUUUCAACUACACAAUGUUGCCUACGCAUAACGGCGGCGCAGCUGUCAACUUGUCACAUGAACGGUUUUCAAUCGGCAUGAUUGUUUCGGUGCUAAUGUUCGUGUUAGUUUUCUAGUCGUUUGAUGCGGGUGUGGAUGCGAAUUCAGAAUUUUUGAAAAUAACAGAGUUUGCGGAUCUGGUAUUAUGAAAAAAAUGAAUCGAAAAUUUGGAUAGUGACAUUUCUAUAAUUCUGCUAUUUUUGAAGUGUGCGAAUCAGGUGAUUUUUGUACUUAAUUUUAGUAUUUUACUUAUUUAAGUUAACAUAGAAUGCUCUUUUUUGUUCCUUUUCAAACUUAUGAAUUCUUUGAAUCAACGAAUCAUUUAACGUCUAA
Molecule: messenger RNA, 1808 nt
Organism: Mercurialis annua (annual mercury)
Lineage: Eukaryota; Viridiplantae; Streptophyta; Magnoliopsida; Malpighiales; Euphorbiaceae
Product: cysteine-rich repeat secretory protein 38-like
Exons: 2
Coding region: 728-1552 (274 amino acids)
Source: RefSeq, a predicted model, not a curated record